UGUGUUCAAAUAUAUCGCCAUCAGCUUCUAUUAUCGUUGAAUUUUACUAUGGAGAUUGCGUUCGUUAUUUUAAGCAUUAUAUUAUUACUAAGUCCGCAUGUGAAUGCUAACCAAACAUGUAAGGAAAAGCGAUACAGCAUCGUCUGCUACUUGGCCAGCUGGUCCGUGUAUCGGGACGGAUUGGGAGCAUUCAACAUCACUGACAUAAUACCAUCGUAUUGUACGCAUCUCAUCUACAGUUUCGCCGGACUGAACUUGGACGGUGGGAUAGAUUCCCUAGAUUGGUACAACGAUAUCAACGUGAACAAGGGAUACAAUAGGAUUAUCGAACUCAAGGAGGAGAAUCCUUGUUUGAAAGUAUUGCUUGCCGUUGGUGGAUGGAAUGAAGGCUCGGAAAAAUACUCUUUGAUGGCGGAAUCGGAGGACACACGAAAUGCUUUCGCUGAUCAUGCGUUGAAAUUUAUUGUCCACUUUGGGUUCGAUGGUUUGGAUGUUGAUUGGGAGUAUCCUACGAUGCGAGGUGGUCUACCCGAUGACAAGAAUAACUUCAUCCUUCUUCUUGAAGCGUUACGUACGAAAUUUCAACGCCGAAAGAAGCUCCUCUCCAUUGCAAUAAGCGGGUCAACAUCAAUCAUGGAAGCAGCCUAUAACCUUACCGCCAUCUGUAACAUAUUGGAUUUUAUCAACCUCAUGGGUUAUGACUAUAGCCAGAAGAAUAAAUUAAGUAUAGACGCGCCCCUCUAUCCAGAAUCUACUGCAAACCCCGAUUCCGUAGAUAAUGCGGUUUCCUACAUCCGUAAAAGUGGAUGUCCGUUGGCGAAAGUGAAUCUUGGUAUUCCAACUAUGGCCAAAACGUAUACCCUUAAGCCUGCACACGUAGGGCGUUUGCUGCCGGGGGUUGAUGCGAAAGGGCCUGGUCGUCCGGGACCUUACACUAAAAUCAGUGGUGUUCUGGGGUACAAUGAACUGUGCAGUAUGAUCAAAGAGGAAAAAUGGAACACAAAGAUGCUCUGGAACAUUGGAGCUAAGAUUGCUACCCAAGGCGACCAAUGGGCGACUUUCGAUGAUGGAGAAACUGUUGCAGAGAAGGCAAAGUAUGUGAUUGGAAAAGGGCUGGGAGGGGUUAUGUUCUGGACAAUCGAUACGGAUGAUUUUCAUGGCGAUUGCCAUAAUAGGGUUUUCCCGAUGGUUUUAUCCGCUAACAGAGAGUUUCGUUAUACUGUUUAA
This is a messenger RNA of Toxorhynchites rutilus septentrionalis, 1227 nucleotides long. RefSeq names its product probable chitinase 2. Lineage: Eukaryota; Metazoa; Arthropoda; Insecta; Diptera; Culicidae. The record is from RefSeq and is a predicted model, not a curated record. Gene Ontology annotation, molecular function: chitinase activity; chitin binding. The transcript has 5 exons. Gene Ontology annotation, biological process: carbohydrate metabolic process; chitin catabolic process. Gene Ontology annotation, cellular component: extracellular region. Bases 49 to 1227 code for a protein of 392 amino acids.